Molecule: messenger RNA, 2236 nt
Organism: Passer domesticus (house sparrow)
Lineage: Eukaryota; Metazoa; Chordata; Aves; Passeriformes; Passeridae
Gene: RGS7BP
Product: regulator of G protein signaling 7 binding protein
Exons: 6
Coding region: 529-1296 (255 amino acids)
Biological process (GO): G protein-coupled receptor signaling pathway
Cellular component (GO): neuron projection; nucleus; postsynapse
Source: RefSeq, a predicted model, not a curated record
CGGGGCGCGGCGGGAGCGGGCGCGGCGCUCCCGCCCCGCGGGGGCGGUGCUGCUGUCGGCGCCAGCCCCUCCGGACCUUCCGCGCCGCUCCCGGCGGGUGCCCGGCCACACGCGGCGGGUCGGGCUUCCCCGCCGGGAGCACCGGGUGGUGCACGGGAGCUCUUCCCCAGCGAGCACGGUCGCGCUCCCCCCUCUCCCCCCGCCGGCUGCGCGAAGGAGGACGGCGGAGCAUGCCACCGGCGGGGCGGUUCCGCGGGGACUGACAUGCUGCUGAAGGAGGGCAGGCGCCGGCCCCUCCGCCUCUCUCCGCGGUAGCGGAGGCGAUGCUGCAGGGCGCUCCCCGGGCUCUCCCGCAGCCGCCAGGCUAUCACCCACAGCAGCCGCGCUCGCUGCCGUGAGCGGCGCGGCUCCGGCCCGGCCGAGGUGACGAGCGGCGCGGGCCCGCACCCGUGCCCGGGGCGGCGGCGGCGGCGGCGGGGAAGGCGCUGCCCGCGCCCGCGGGCGGCUCCGCGCGGCGGAUGCGUGUGCAUGAGCGCUGCACCGAGCGGGCGCAGGAAGCGCCCCCGCUCCGCCGCCUCCAUCUUCCAGGGCAGCAGGACCUCGCCGCACGGCCGCGACAGCGAACGCCGGGGCAGCGGCUCCGAUAGCGCCUACCAGAUCCAGAGAACCCUGGACGACUGUAAGAUGCUUGUCCAGGAGUUCAAUACCCAGGUGGCUCUCUAUCGGGAGCUGGUCAUUUCUAUUGGGGAUGUCUCAGUCACCUGUCCUUCUCUGCAUGCAGAAUUGCACAAAACUCGAACCCGAGGAUGUGAGAUGGCCUAUCAGGCUCAUCAAAAACUAGCAGCAAUUUCUGGCCCAGAAGAUGGUGAAAUCCAUCCUGAAAUCUGUAGACUAUAUAUCCAGUUGCAAUGUUGCUUAGAAAUGUACACAACAGAAAUGCUAAAGUCCAUAUGUCUGCUAGGAUCACUGCAGUUUCAUCGGAAAGGAAAAGAACCUUGUGGCCCACCCAAGAUCUUAGAUUCUAAAGUGGAGGAGAGUUCUGAAGUACCUAUUUUAGAAGACACAUCAUUAUCACCAACAGAUAUUCAACAGCAUCUAUGGCAGGUUUCCACAGAUAUUGAAAACACUGAAAGAGAUAUGAGAGAAAUGAAAAACCUUUUAAGUAAACUCAGGGAGACUAUGCCUUUACCACUGAAAAAUCAAGAUGAUAGCAGCCUCCUAAACUUGACUCCCUAUCCACUGGUAAGAAGACGGAAGCGAAGAUUCUUUGGAUUGUGUUGUCUUGUCUCAAGUUAAAAGAUUAGGCACAGAAGCACCAAGGAAAUCAUCAUUUUGAUUAAACCACUAUUAUUUGACCACUGAAAAGAUGAAAGUGGCUAAUCUUGAUUAUAAAAUAUGUUUUCUACACUAGGCUAUUCAUUUCUGUCUUCUGUUCCAUUCCCCUUUUCAAAUAAGGGUUUUAAUACUUUCAAAUUAUGGUGGUCAAAAAAUGGCUGUGGAAUAAUCUAGCAUAUUUAAAACUUUUUAAAGUAUGUUUUGCAUGCUUACUUUCAAUCACUCAAAGAAGACACAUGAAUUAAGAUUCAUUUAUAAUUUUAGAGGGUUUUUUUAAUUGUUUGAGCUGCAGCUAAAAGUUUGUGUGUAGUACAGUACUCUUACUAGUAUCAUAUUAACUCUACCAGUCUUUAAGCAUAGGAGAAAAACAUCUGAUCAUUCUCUCACAGUCUUUGAGCAUAGGAAACUAUUUAAGAGCAAAACUAUUAAAGUUCUAAGACAUUCAAACAAUAUUGUAACAGAAUUUGUUACAAUUUGUUUAUUGUCUCCAGUUGCUUUUUGUGCUCUCAUUCAUAUUUAGUCUUCCACUGUAUCUCAACUUCAAAGCUUUAUAGAAAAAUAUCUUAAUUUAUGAUAAAAAACCAUAUAUGAAAAUAGGUAGGACUUGUAAAUACAGAGAAAUCAUAAUAUCUAUAAACUGUACAAUGUUUAGAAGCAACAAAUUUCCUUUUCAGGCAAUAGUAUAUCUACAAGCUUUUGGAAAAAAGAUAUAAUUUAUUAAAAGAAGGUGUAUUAAAAUAAACAAUGUAAACCAUGACGCCAACCCAUUUUGUUGCCAGUAGAAUUCAAAGCAUGGUAUCUGCAUAUCAAGUAUUGAUCUUAUAAGGCAUGCCAAAAUUAUCUCAGACUGUAAGAUACUAAACGUUUUACAUUGUUAAUAAAGUUUUUUAUUUAAAUUAAA